AGCUUCUGAAGACAAAACAUGGACUUGGAGAAUAUUAGAUAUCGAUAUUUUUCACGUGAAAUAUUCGUGCUUGGUCAAAAGGCAGCAGGAGUUCGUGGAUUUAACAACGUCCAAGACUAUUACACUAUUCAAAAGCAAUGCCUUGAGUCUGGAAAAUUGUUUGAAGAUCCAGAAUUUCCACCAACUGGAAAUUGGCUUCGUCCACAUGAAAUUUGCAAAAAUCUUGGAAUCGCUAGUCCUCAAUUUUUCGUGGACAGCGUGUCUCGAUUUGAUAUAAAGCAAGGAAGAUUGGGUGAUUGUUGGUUCCUUGCAGCAAUGGCACCUCUGACAUCAAGUAAACUUAUGAUCAACCAAAUUGUCUGCAAGGAUAACAGCUUUGAUGAAAAUUAUGCUGGGAUCUUUCAUUUUCGCUUUUGGGUGAACGGAAAGUUUGUGGAAGUAGUCGUUGACGAUCGUUUACCAGUCAAUCAAUUUGGUCAGUUAAAUUGUUUGCGAUCGAAUGAACCAAAUGAAUUUUGGUCAGCACUACUUGAAAAGGCAUAUGCAAAAUUAUUUGGAGGAUAUGAAGCACUAGACGGUGGACUUCCUUAUGAAGCCUUUGAAGAUUUUACAGGAGGCAUUUCGGAAAUUUUCGAUUUAAAAACUGCACCAAAAAAUCUGUUUGAAAUAAUGGGAGUAGCUGUAAGAAGAGGUUCCAUGAUGGCAUGUUCUGUAAAUCCAGAUCCAAAUAUAAGAGAAGCAGUUCUUCCAAACGGGUUAGUUCAAGGUCAUGCAUAUUCUGUGACAGGUGUUAAAACUGUUGAUGUUGAGAUGCAAGGUGACAAAUACAGCAUCGAUUUAAUACGAUUGAGAAAUCCAUGGGGUCAAGGUGAAUGGAAAGGAUCAUGGAGUGAUGACUCUGUAGAAUGGAAAAUGAUUUCGGAAGAUCAGAAAAAAGAAUUGGGUAUUACGAUCGAGCAAGAUGGUGAGUUUUGGAUGUCUUAUCAAGACUUUAUCUCAUACUAUGAAAGGUUGGAUAUAUGCAAUGUCUCACCACAUUCAUUGCAUGACGACAAGCGCAAAGAAAACUUUUGGGAUAGAAAAUUUUAUGAUGGAGCAUGGGUUAAAGGUUCUUCAGCUGGUGGAUGUAGAAAUCAUAUUGAUACUUUCCAUACAAAUCCACAGUAUGUAAUGACACUAAAGAAUGCAGAUGAAACUGAUCCAAAAGGACGUUGCAAUGUCUUGAUUGCAUUAAUGCAAAAGAAUGGAAGAAGCAAGGAAAAAGGAUCACAUUACGUUCCAAUGGGAUUCUCUGUUUAUCGUAUUCAGGAACAGCAUUUAGAUCAAGUUCCCCUAAAGAAUGAAUUCUUCAGAUAUAAUGGAUCGAUAGAGCAAACAACAUUUGUAAAUUCACGUGGAAUCACUGCUCGUUAUAAGCUUGAACCAGGACAUUAUUUGAUUGUUCCAUCUACAUUCUACCAAAAUGUUGAAGCUGAAUUUUUACUUCGUGUGUGCACUGAAAAGAAUGAAGCCUUCGAUUGGGAAGAGUUUGAAAAAUACAGAGAAAAGAAUAAAGAUAACAAACGUCGAUCAAAGUUCACGCCAAGCUUCAAGCCAUGCAAACCAGAAGAUUUUCUUCCAUCAAAUAAUAUGAGUGAUAAUGAAUCUGAAACUAAAGAUCCUGCUGUGUCUAAAGAUCAACCUUCUGUUAAACCCGCAGUCAAGGAACCAACAGAGAUGCAAUUAGUCGAAAAAUUGUUCAAGGAUGCAGCUGGAUCGAAAGAAGAAAUCGAUUGGAUGGAGUUGAAGGCAAUACUCGAUGGUUCUAUACCGAAAGAAAGUCGCGUUAAAGGUAUUUACUCUGAUUAUAAGAAUGAUGGAUUCUCUAGGGAUAUUUGCCGCUCAAUAAUAGCAAUGAUGGACACUGAUUAUUCUCGCAAGUUAAAACUGGAUGAGUUCAAAAAGUUUUAUGCUACUUUUAUAAAAUGGAGGGAUGCAUUUGAAAAGUACAACAAUCCUAAAACAUGGAAAUUGUCACCGCAACAAUUAUUUGAUACACUCAAAUUAGUUGGAUUUGAUCUUGAUGCAAGAGUUAUCAACAUGUUAAUUUAUCGUUAUGGAACUCCAUACAACACUCUCCUUUUUGAGGAUUUCAUCAUGUGUGCAGUUAAAGUCACAACUAUGAUCGAGCGAUUUAAGGAAAAGGCAAUGGGCAAUAAAGAUAAUGCAAUGUUCUCUAUGGAUGAUUGGAUCGUGACAACACUUUAUUCAUAAAAAUUUGUUAAAGUUUUGAAUUUUAAGAUUUUAUGAUUCCAGUUCCAUAAUUUUUGUUAAAUUUUAGAAUUUUAAGAUUUUAUGAUUCCAG
This is a messenger RNA of Chironomus riparius, 2344 nucleotides long. Lineage: Eukaryota; Metazoa; Arthropoda; Insecta; Diptera; Chironomidae. The record is from the annotation of a GenBank genome assembly.